UGACUAACCAGGCAGACCACUACCGUCCUACUCCGCACCUCCUCAGACAUCACACUAAGUCAAGUCGGCAGCCUAUUUCAUCCCAUUGACCGAGCAGAGAACCCGAUAUCCGCCUUUUCCACACCACGCCCAACUUCAACAUCGGAGAACGUUGAGCGCCGGCCUGUCUACCUGGCCCAGCGCCGCUUCUCACUCUACUUAUUGCUCCCUUGCCUUUGACACAGCCAGGACCUAGCCAUGACCGUUGGGGAAUGGCAAUGUUAGCAGAAUAACAUUAACAGACCGGAUCCGUUCACGCCCAUACAUGCAUGUGCGCCCUUACGUUUGUGACCAUCUCUUAUCGCUCCCGAGAUGGCGCCGCCCGUGCUCCCGAGCCCGUCCAACUUCCUGGCCGUGGCACUGGUCAUCAACAGAUCCCGUGAUGGCCCUAACUUCGUCUUUCACUACCCGCCACAUGUCUUACCGCCCAACGCCCAGUCGAAAAAUCACGAGCCAUCCGACGGGUCAGCCGAAUAUGACGACAUCUUGCUGGAGCGUCUGAACCAACCUGGAUCGCUGGAUGCCGAUAACAACGGUGAUGACCUCCAGCAAUGGACGGUCGGAGACGACCACCUGGUCACGGAGGAUGGCACGCAAAUUGUGCCUUGGGAACAUGUGGCAGGCUUUCCUACAAAGGACCUCGCCAGCAUUCUGACGCCGGGAAGGGCCUAUCACAAGAAGCUCUUCCAGCUAUCUCUGGAUCCAUUGUACUGUGUAUCUUAUCCUAUACACGUCCCCGAGAGCGGGACGUGGAAGAAGAAGAAAAAGAAGAAGAAGGGCAAAACGGAAAGAGCCAAAUCCGUCCGCACAGAAGAGUCGGCCGUGUUGGUCGAUUUUGAUCCAAACGAGGACAAUGAAAAUACGCCUAAUGGCGCUGAUGCGUCGCAAAUCGAUUCGAAAGAGGAAGAAACCACUCAACAAGACGAGGCUGACGAUAAGCGUGCCUCCAUGACGAUGUUCAACCUGGUCUUCAUCAUGAACCCGAAGAAGCACGAGGCCAAGGAACUUAUUGCUACCCUGUAUCUGAACAUCAUCAAGAAGGUCAACAAGGCCUACAAAUACUGCCAGCAGCACAGCGAGUUUGUAUGGAAGGAGUCGAAGCGCAUAUCGGCCUUGAAAGACAAGGGCCGAGAGGACAAACGCAAGAUGAGCUCACUAUGGAACGAGAUUUUAGCCACGUCCUCUCUCGCAGCUUCGGUUCAGGACAUCUAUGAGGCCGUCUCUCAAAACAAGAUUGCUGCUCUGCAGCUUGACACGGCUGCUGGGCCCAUAACCCCGUCCGUUCAGAUCCCCGUGCCGUUUUACAUCACGGACCUGCAUAACUACGGGCAGACGGAGCAGAGGGGUCUGUGGCUGACGACGGCCAACUCUUUCAUUGGUGAAGACACCAUCGACGAGCCUGGGUUUCUCGAUCGCAAUUUUGCGUUGUUGUUGAUGGGCGACGAGAAGAAGAUCAUCGCCGAGCUGCAGGCCGAUCCGGAUCCUAGCACCGUCGCCAUGGUUGAGUUUGCCCGGCUAUCAAAGCCAACGCAGUCAUUCUGUCAAGUCGGUCAGAGCAACGUCUUGACGCUAAGCCAGGUCCGCAAAUACGCCCAGCACUUCAUAUUCUGGCGCCGUGCCAUUGCCAUACCUCCUCUUCACGCACGCGACGUUUACAUCAUGUCGCCAAACUGCGACACGCGGAACCUGCCCAAGGCAAGCCUCGAGUGGCAAAAGACAUUUCCCUUGGCGCCACCGCUCACCAACUUCCUCGCCGAGCUAUCAUACGCCCCGCGACCGUACAAGCACUUCUGCCCAAGCAAGGCCCACCGUCCGACGUACCUCGCCAUGCUUGCCUGGCUCAUGCGCGGCGCCUGGGUAACGCAACUGUGCACAUUUGCCUACGUGGUUGUCUGGCCCGAAAUCAUCUACGAAGUCGAGCACAAGAUCGAAAGCGACGAGUUACGCAAGGCUGAUGACACGUCGUCCCUCGGCACCAGCAACAACACCCUGGGCAGUAUGGGUACUGAACCAGUUGGCGAACACUCCGAGGCUGAUGAUGGCAAUGGCGGCGGCAUGGGCGCGAGCAGCAGCAGCGCUGGCAAUGGCGGCAUAGCCGCGCAUGUGCCGACGCAGAUCGAACAGGCAGCAGAGAAGGCGCGCCUCGAGCGCAUCGCGGAGAAGACACAGCGCGAGGCGGCCGAGAAGGCGACGGCGCAUGCGCGCAAGGUGCCGCCUGCCGCGACGGAUCACCCGUCAACCAACAACGCACCACACCUGGCGCGCAUAUCGCCGUGCAUCAUUGUGGACGCCAAGAAGGCAACCGGAAAAGAGUCGCUUUACCUUGCGGCCAUCGGUACGCGGCUUGGUAAAGACCCCAAGGUCGCCAAGGCAUGGCAGACCUUUUGGAAGUACUUCAACGGGCAGACGGCACUCGAGAGAAUAGCAUUGCAGGAGGAAAUGAAGCGCAAGGACGCGUGGAAUCUGCUGACGGCGAUGAGUGAGCAUCUUAUCUGCGUAAGACACUGGUAGGUAUGUCGCUUGGUGUUGUCUCCCGUGGGGAAGAGGCCACAGUCGUGCUUCUCAAAGGGCAACGAUUGAAAAACAUGUCUGGGACACAACUUCCUGUGUCGUGCUCCGCGGGGUCAUGGUAAUCGCUGUCGUAGAAUACCGCUCCGAGGAGAAAUGAAAUUUCAACGUUUAAUCCAUCACCAAGAUAUAGGACCACUGUCAUCUUGAUAUGGAAUAGCCCAAGGAGAUAUGGGGCACUUCGGAGAAAA
Molecule: messenger RNA, 2798 nt
Organism: Colletotrichum destructivum
Lineage: Eukaryota; Fungi; Ascomycota; Sordariomycetes; Glomerellales; Glomerellaceae
Product: Putative nitrogen permease regulator 3
Exons: 3
Coding region: 352-2550 (732 amino acids)
Biological process (GO): negative regulation of TORC1 signaling; cellular response to amino acid starvation; TORC1 signaling
Cellular component (GO): GATOR1 complex
Source: RefSeq, a predicted model, not a curated record